This is a messenger RNA of Recurvomyces mirabilis, 1314 nucleotides long. RefSeq lists its product as uncharacterized. The transcript has a single exon. Bases 1 to 1314 code for a protein of 437 amino acids. The record is from RefSeq and is a predicted model, not a curated record. NCBI's taxonomy places the organism in Eukaryota, Fungi, Ascomycota, Dothideomycetes, Mycosphaerellales, Teratosphaeriaceae.
AUGUUCGAUUCAAGGCCAUCUCGCGCGAUCGCCUUCUGGGUUAUUGCAACUCUCGCUUUCACCGCCAACGUUGUUGUCGCUGCAACCACUGUUCGUCUCACGACGGCCGGCCAUUUGACAUCAUCUGAGUACAGGGUAGGACUGGCAGCGAGCGUCUUCGACCUUGGCUCCCUCGCAGCCAUCUUGCUCGCAGUCGGGAUCAGGCGAUUACAUGCUCAGCCAAGGACGACGAUCGCUCUAGCAUGUGCGAUUGUCGUCUGCCUUGUCGCUGCUGUCCUCUCGAUUAUCCUCUUCGCACUUCACCUCAAUUCCCCGUCAGCUAAGGCCAGUGUGGGCCUGUUGAAGGCCGGUCUGGCUUUCUGGGCAGUGCUGCUCUGCUCAGAGACGGUUCUCUAUGCCUACCUGGCCUGGCCACAGAGUGGUCGAGCAGAAACCCUGGAGGCCGCGGACGACUCAGAAUUAGGCUCGUCGCCUGCCCGUUCGGCCAAGGCAAAGUCCAUACAUCUGGCAUUUGUCAGGUCAUCGCCUCCUCGCAUGACAAGGACUACCUCUGACUUCUAUGAUGGCGACGCUCCACUCCCUUCGCCACUGUUCCGGUCAUCUUGGCGGAAUUCCAUGGAUCAAGUGAUACGGCCAAUGACUUCAAGGACACGACUGAUACGGCGUUCGUUCAUGUCAUCGGAUGCACGAAGCUCUCAUUCCGUACGACCGCCGUCGACCGAUACUACUCGCCAAUAUGAUGGCUUCGAGUUCUGGGAUACCUCGACCGUCGAGGCAAAUACAGACGAUCUCGUUCCACCUAUGCCGCCUUUGUCAAGAAAGGAGUCUAGGACGAGGUUGGAACCUAUACCAGGCAGCCGGCCUGUAUCUCCAGCCAAACCACUUGAUGGCCCAUUUCUAGAAAGCACGCUGCCAGAGCAUUUACAACUACCUGAGUCGCCAUUGCAUUCACCAUCUAUCGCCGAGACCAGCUCAAUACAUGAAUAUCCUCUCAACCGCAGGCCUAGUACCACUCAAGCUCACAUACAUCCUCUGUUUCGACCGGAGAGCCCGUUUCCACCACCUCUACCCACACCAGGCACAGUGAUCACAGCUUCUCCGUUGGCCGGACAGGUCGUCAGCCCUGAACACGCUUUCAACUGGACGGUCCACUCUUCACAGACAUGGAGGCCGGGAAGCUCAACACCAGGGUCCCCGACAGCAAGCCGAUCUGGAAGUGUGCGAAGCCUUGCAUUGCAGUCGGCGGGACUGUCGUCACCAGACGCUCUUCCCAAGUCGCCACUUGCCGGGAGUGCAGAUUCCUUGCCAGGCUGA